Staurois parvus is the source of this 622-nucleotide messenger RNA. The record is from the annotation of a GenBank genome assembly. NCBI's taxonomy places the organism in Eukaryota, Metazoa, Chordata, Amphibia, Anura, Ranidae.
CAUAUGACGUCCUCCCAUUCUAACCUCACAUGUGCAGCUCCAGGAGGACACAGCGGAUCACUGAUCAACGGAAAGAGCCGAAGAUGUCGGCUCGGUCAUGUGAUCAGCUGUGUCCAAUCACAGCUGAUCACUGAUCAUCAGAGCACUGAUGAUCAGUUUGACCUGAUGAUCUGUGUAGCCCCAGCAGUGCCACUCGUUAGUGUCCAUCAGUGCCAGCUUUCAGUGCUCAUCCAUGCCACCUGCCAGUGCCCAUCAGUGCCACAUCAGUGCCACUUUUCAGUGCCUACCAGUGCACAUCAAUGCCAAAUAUCAGUGCCUAUCUGAGUUGCCUUUCAGUGUCACCCAUCAGUACCAGUCAGUGCCACCUAUCAAUGCCAGUCAGUGCCACCUAUCAGUGCUGCCAAUCAGUGCCAGUCAGUGCCGCCUAUCAGUGUGCAUCAGUGCCGCCUAUCAGUGAUGCCUAUCAGUGCCACAGUGCCAGUCAGUGCUUCCUAUCAGUGCCAGUCAGUGCCGCCUAUCAGUGCUGCCUAUCAGUGCCAUAUAUGAGUGCUGCCUUUCAGUGCCCAUCAGUGAUGCCUGUCAAUGCCCAUCAGUGCCACCUACCAGUGCCUCCUCAUCAGUG